Nematolebias whitei (Rio pearlfish) is the source of this 774-nucleotide messenger RNA. It is a transcript of the gene ccnq, whose product is annotated as cyclin Q. Bases 1 to 774 code for a protein of 257 amino acids. Gene Ontology annotation, cellular component: nucleus. Lineage: Eukaryota; Metazoa; Chordata; Actinopteri; Cyprinodontiformes; Rivulidae. The transcript is spliced from 5 exons. Gene Ontology annotation, molecular function: cyclin-dependent protein serine/threonine kinase regulator activity. The record is from RefSeq and is a predicted model, not a curated record. Gene Ontology annotation, biological process: regulation of transcription by RNA polymerase II.
AUGGAGGGUCCGUCCCCUCGUUCAGCCGCGGGGCGGGACAGAGAGCUCCGGGCAGCGGACCGGGGGGGGUCCGGCGGGGGUUCUGGAGCUGAUCCCACCCGGGACACCAGAACUCACUUUCGCGUGUGUCGCUUCAUAAUGGACACAGGGGUGAAGCUCGGUCUGCGCUCGGUGCCCGUGGCCACAGCCUGCGUGUUGUACCACCGUUUCUUCCAGCGGGCCAGCGUCCGGGUCUAUGAGCCCUACCUGGUGGCCAUGAGCUGCGUGUACCUGGCUGGCAAGGUGGAGGAGCAGCACAUCAGGACCCGUGACAUCAUCAACGUCAGCCACAGGUUCUUCAACAAAGGCAGCGCGCCUCUCGAAUGUAACAAGGAGUUCUGGGACCUGAGGGACAGCGUGGUGCAGUGUGAGCUCCUCAUCCUCCGACAGCUCAACUUCCUCGUCUCCUUCGAACACCCUCACAAGUAUUUGCUCCACUACCUGCUCUCUGUGAAGGCUCUGGUAAACCGACACGCUUGGUCUCGAACCCCUGUAGCCGAGACUUCCUGGGCUCUGCUGAGAGACUGUUACCACGGAGACAUGUGCAUCCGUCAUACGCCGCAACACAUCGCCAUAGCAACGCUGUACCUGGCCGUGAACAGCUACGGCGUGGAGCUUCCUGCCGGCGAGAGGAAGUGGUGGCAGGUGCUGUGUGAGGACGUGACCAAAGCCGACAUCGACGCUGUGAUCUCAGACCUUCUCCGGCUCUACGACAUGGAGGCCAAGUGUAUCUGA